Molecule: messenger RNA, 2456 nt
Organism: Protopterus annectens (West African lungfish)
Lineage: Eukaryota; Metazoa; Chordata; Ceratodontiformes; Protopteridae
Gene: RBBP8NL
Product: RBBP8 N-terminal like
Exons: 14
Coding region: 155-2209 (684 amino acids)
Biological process (GO): double-strand break repair via homologous recombination; DNA double-strand break processing involved in repair via single-strand annealing
Cellular component (GO): site of double-strand break
Molecular function (GO): Y-form DNA binding; damaged DNA binding; double-strand/single-strand DNA junction binding
Source: RefSeq, a predicted model, not a curated record
GUCUUCAUGUCAUACAGACGCAAAGGGGUGUUUGGCUUCGGACCACCAGAAUCCCAAGGGAUUUAGUCAGAAACCAUAUCAGGGAAAAAGUUUACAUGGCAACAAGGAAAAUAUUUUGAUUCAUUCACACUGCCCAGACCUCUAUCCUGGAAACAUGGCUGUGGAAAGUUUUUCAGAUGCAUUGGGAAAACUAAAGGAGCUCCAUGAUCGAGAAGUUCAAGCACUGCAGGCGAAAAUUGCUGAGUUAACACUGGAAAAAUGCCGAGACACCCAGAGAAUUGAGGAACUUUUCAACAAGAACCACCAAUUAAGGGAGCAGCAGAAACUAUUAAAUGAAAAUGUUAAAGUCCUGGAGAACAGAUUACGUGCUGGCCUUUGUGACAGGUGUACAGUCACACAAGAGCUUGCCAAGAGGAAGCAGCAGGAAUUUGAAAGUUCUCAGUUUCAGAGCCUACAACACAUCUCCUUAUUAACCAGCGAAGUAAAUGGACUAAAUGAAGAGAAGAAGAAAUUACUAGAAGAAAUUAAAAACCUACAAAGCAUGCUGGGAGGAAAACAACAGAGAGGGCCCACUCCGGAGUGCAGAGCUGUGUCUGAAGUUUCGGCAUCUAGACCAGAUGACAUCUGUCCACUGAAGAGUGCGGAGUCCAUGUCUCUGAAACAGCCAGAGAGAAACAAAAGUGAAGACAGCAGUCACCAAAAGGAGCAAGAUACAAUGGCAUCCCACAGAUGUUCUCCAGCUGAUCCUAUUAAGGACGGAGGGAAUUUUGAUAUGAGCUCCCAGAAGAUAGCCAAUCAGCUACAUGGAACCAUAGCACUGAUGAGGUCUGGUGUAAAAGCAACACUUCCUGAGGGAUGUUUGACCCCAGCAGAAUCUCCUGGCCUUCAGCACAUUCAUAGUGCAGAGCUGCUUACUGCCUCAGACAAAACAAAAGAGACAUUUUCAGUCAAAGGAAGCAUGCGACUGCCCAGCAAAGAAGAACAACGUAGGAUAUUGGAGCAGCAUUUUUCCCAACACUUGCAACAUUUAAGGAGUCAGUGUAAUGGCUCGGAGAGUAUCCGAAUGCUUCAGUCUAGCAUUUCACCAAACCAAGAAUCAGAGUGUAGGACUAGAACUCUGCAGGAAAACUGGAGCCCUCAUGCCUCAUUAAAAGAUCUUUCUGGAGCAUUAAUAUAUGUAAAUGAGCUUAAACAAAGGGGAUGGCAACCAUUAAGAGAACAUAAAGAACUGCCACAUCAUCUCAUCCUUAAACAAUACCUGAUGGCAGCCAAGCGUAGGGAAGAGCCUCUGAAAAGUCCACCUCCAAUUUGGGGAGAUGAAAAAUCUGACUCAUACCUCACAAGCAUAUAUGAUUGGUCCAGAGAGCACAGGAAAGAGGACAAAACCCUGCAGGAAGGAGUCCUAACUAGGGAGAGGUGGUCACCUGCCAACACACCAGGUUCUUUACAGAAAGAGCGAGCAGAAUUAAUGUGCAGUGAUACAGCAGACAGACCUCUGGACUUAUCCGAUUAUGGGAGGGGAAAAGAUGCAUUAGAAUCUUUUACUCCUAGAAACUCUACCCACUUAAACUCUGAACAGUAUGGUACAAAAUGGCUAAAGGAUAUAUCAACACCACCACCACCAUCACCAUCACCCAGGUUCUUCUUUCCCAAAGAACUUUCUCCCAGCCUAUUGCGAAGUGAGGAAUAUUCAGAUUUAUAUCAUUCCAAAGCUGCAAAUAAGAAUGCAAACACAGACUACAGAAAUAGUCCCACAGAGGAGAAAAGGUCAGGGUGCUUCAGUCCAUGCUUUGCUCAGAAAUCCCCACAAGUGGAACACUGUGGAAUCCGAACAUCCUCCUGUUCACCCAAGAGCGGCUCAUUAGUAAGAGAAAAACUACCCAACGCAAGGCACAAACUGGAAAUUGAUGUUGAAUCUGCAAAAAGGCUAUCUGAUGAAACUGACAAUUCAGAAAAUGAGACAGCUGCAGACGGUAACCAGGAACCCCGGGAACAUAAGUACACUUGUCUCCGGGAGCGGGUACAGUUGAGAAACAGGAAGAGGUCACAGCCUUUAGAUGACUCUUGUCCAGCAGUGUACAGGAAAUCUAUCCGAGGAAGACGGAAAGGAAGAGUCAGCCUGUGUGAAGACGAGGUCAAAGCAGAAGGCACUGGAAUGAACAAGGGUCAGCCAUCUAGUGUAAAUAUGUCAUUAGGGGCUCACAGCUGACUAUGGAAAACAGAAAAUGCCUUUUAUCCAACACUGGAUUGUGAAGCUGGGACACUCUAUCAUGGACAAUGGCUUAGAGGAGGGAGACAGGAAACAACAUUUGCAAAUCCAUUGUUAAAUCAGAAUUUAGAAAGAAAGGAACAAAAAGGUAACCUCAGAUGGUAGAAGAGAUAACAUGAGCAAGAGAUGAUUUCCAAAUGUAAAAAAAAUAAAUUAAUUAAUAAAAACUACUGUGGCCAUCUGCAAA